GGGGGGGGGGGGGGAAUACGAGGGGCAGGGCCUCCUCUCUAUUCUGUUAUUCUCAACACCGAUCAUUCGCUCGCCUCCCUCGCCGGAGCACCGGAUGGCAGCAGCUCCUUCCGCCGCCGCGAUCGCGUGAUGGCCGCCACUCGCGGCCGAUGGACGACGCCGGAAGGGCAUCCGCUCCCGCGGCGGUGACGGUCUCCGCCGCCGCACCCGCGCCUCCCCCAACCCCCGCCGCCGCCGACACGUCCUCCCCCGACCCCGCCGCUCUCUAUGAAGAGGGGAUGUGGCAACAGAUGGCCAUGAACAGCGGUGCCACUAUGCAACCUGGGCCAUAUCCUGAGCGGUCGGGCGAACCAGACUGCACUUACUACCUCAGGACUGGAUUGUGUAGAUUUGGCAUAAGCUGCAGGUUCAAUCACCCUCCGGAUAGGAAUCUGGCUAUUGCCUCUGCCAGAAUGAAGGGAGAAUAUCCUGAGAGGGUGGGACAGCCAGAAUGUCAGUACUAUCUGAAGACUGGGACAUGCAAGUUUGGGCCCACUUGUAAAUUCCACCAUCCCAGAGAAAAGGCUGGAAUUGCAGGGAGGGUGCAGCUAAACACAUUAGGAUAUCCACUCCGCCCGAAUGAAAUGGAGUGUGCAUAUUAUUUAAAAACAGGACAGUGUAAAUAUGGGAAUACUUGUAAAUUCCACCAUCCUGAACUUUUCAAUGUGGUGGCGUCUUCACAUGGUUCUCCUAUUUAUCCUUCUGUACAUUCCUCUGCAAGCACUGGUCCACAUUCCUAUACUGGAACUAUAGCAAGCUGGGCUUUUCCACGAGCUUCUUUUAUUCCAAGCUCUAAAUGGCAAAGUCCUUCAAAUUAUGCACCAAUGAUUGUACCUCAGGGUCUUGUUCAAGUACCAAGCUGGAACUCAUACACUAGUCAGCUGCAGUCACCUGGGGCUCAACAAACUUAUGGAACUUCUCAACAAGAUGAAGCCAGUGCAGUAAAUCAGGGAAUGUUAUCACCGUACAGAUCCAGUUCGUUUCCUGUGCCUCGAUACGCGUUGCAGAGAGAGAAUGUAUUUCCUGAGAGACCUGAUCAACCAGAAUGCCAAUAUUACAUGAAGACAGGAGAUUGUAAAUUCGGUGCAGUGUGCAAGUUCCAUCAUCCCCGGGUGAGAUCACUGCCUCCUCCAGAUUGUGUCUUAAGUCCAAUGGGUCUUCCACUACGUCCAGGUGAAGAACUGUGCAAAUUCUAUUCUCAUUAUGGCAUCUGCAAGUUUGGCGCCAAUUGUAAAUUUGACCAUCCAAUGGUUACUCCAAUGGGAGUCUACGCUUAUGGUUUCUCUGCCUCUGCUUCUCCUGCUUCUGCUUCAACUAAUGAACCUAUGGUUCAACGCCUUCUGGGAUCCCCAUCCGGUUCUAGAUACACAUCCUAGGCGUCUCUCGCAGUUGACCUACUUUGAUGUGUAUAAAACCCACCGCGCUGUCUUAGGCGCUGUGAAUGUUUUUCCUAACUCCCCGUAAUCAAGUUCUGUAAAUUGAGUUGCUACCGGAGAUGUACAGAUUUUUUUUUUUUGUUAAUGUAGAUCUUUGGGAAUACCUCUUGCAAUCCGAAUAAUUUUUAAAUGCAGACUUCCAGUUUUCAGGUGCC
This is a messenger RNA of Phragmites australis (common reed), 1630 nucleotides long. RefSeq names its product zinc finger CCCH domain-containing protein 12-like. The record is from RefSeq and is a predicted model, not a curated record. The transcript has 7 exons. Gene Ontology annotation, molecular function: metal ion binding; mRNA binding. The coding region runs from base 150 to 1415 and encodes 421 amino acids. Lineage: Eukaryota; Viridiplantae; Streptophyta; Magnoliopsida; Poales; Poaceae.